AAGCGAUUUAGUAUUAGUAGGUUGAUGGAUGCAUCAAAGGUGUGGAAACCAGUUCUGGACAAUCAUUAUCUAGUUUCAAGAGACCUUGUUCCAAGGGAGGCGUUUCUAGAUAUCUUGUGCAGAAAAGGCGUUCUACAAAAGGAGGAAAAACAAUGGCUGCUGAAGAACUCUCUCGGAGAUGACAAUUGUCGACUGACAAACCUCGUAUUGCUUUACCCUAUAUUACGUCGCCAUCCAGAUGCCAUCUCUACUUAUCAAGUGCUGGGACACGCCCUUCUGUCGACGAAGCAAAUUGACGUUCUAGAAGCGCUAUUGCGCAUUGAACCGUGCAAGGACGACAAGAAUGUUUUGAGACACAUUGUGUGGGAUCCCGUAUCAUUUGCUUCCUUUAGUCGGGCGUCCCCGACCAUCAUAGUUCAUGUGAUUGUGGAUGAAGAACUGUUGGUUAAAGUUCAAAAAUAUGAAACGUCAACCCGUACAUGGCUUUGUCAGCAGCUGUUCACAAGAUCCAACUCUGAUGAGGUCAAGAGUGCAUUUCACCUCCAUGUUGUAGGAGUAUCAGAUGAACAGGAAACAAGAAACUUAACAGUUAUUUAUCCACAUAUGGAGACUCAGCUCAAAGAAGGUAACUGUACACAGGUGACACGUAAACUAGUGCGUCUCCAGGACAUUCUGCCAAGUGAUGAAUCCCAUCAGUGUCAAAAAUGUGAUGUUGAAUUGAUUUCUGUUUGGGGUUUGAGCUAUCUGUUUGAAUCCAUAUCUGAUUUUUCACCCAGAUCUGAGUUUCUGAGCAGCAGCUUUGGCAAACUGUCAGUUUCUAGUACUAGUCAGGCUGUACGUAGUGAAUCAAGAGAUGGUGGAACACAGUAUGUAUAUAAUCCACAAAAUUUGGAAAAGAUGGAGCCUUUAGCAAACGGGACAUUUAGUUCAGUGUUCAAGAUCAGAAUUAUUAAUGAAGAUAUAAUAGCUGUUCUCAAAGUUGUUAACUCCAACCUUGUUUGCCACAAUCCAUUCCACAAUGAGCUUAAGGCAAUUCAGGACACUGGCAGUCAUAUCAACGUUGUCUCACUUCUAGGAAUCUCUAUACUGAAGCCACGUGUUGAGGAAGCUCUUGUGUUUGAAUAUGCUGAAAAUAGAGAUCUGGAUCACUUUCUCACUCAUCACUUAGAGGGUCACCCUGCUGUCCCUGAAUUGGGGAAGCGAUUAUUCAUGGCGCUUGACAUUGCUCAAGGCAUGGAGUAUGUGCACAAAACAGUAUAUCACUUGGAUUUGAAAACAUCUAGUGUACUGGUUGCUAGAGAUUAUCAAUGCAAGAUUUCUGAUUUUGGGUCUUGUGAGUUACCCGGAGAGUUACCCAGAGACUCCAGCAACUCAACAUUUUGGGUGACAAGUUGUGCUAACUUAGAAAGCAAUGCAGCAUUUGUAGCUCCAGAGCGAUAUCAAGAUAACACUCAUUGGACAGAGAAGAAAAGGAAAGCAGAUGUCUUUGCGUAUAGUAUGAUUUUAUGCCACUUGAAAGAUCUGAGGAAACCAUGGAAAGAUGAAUCUGGUGAUGUCAUAAAGAAAAAAGUUGUAGAAAAUGGACGCCCCAUGCUAGAAAACGUUUCUGGCUGUCCUCAGCACAUAACUAAAAUUAUUCAAUCAUGUUGGCGUCAUCGUCCUGAGGAGAGACCAGAUUUUUUUGAAAUCGUGAAACAACUAACAACUUCAGCACAACCAACUGCAAGCGGUAGUGUAGUCAAUCCUCCUGCUAGAACCUCACGUGAGUGGCAUAGCAAAUGUACAGGCUUACCUGAACAUUCAUUUCUCAGUUCAGGGCUUGCUGCAGGUCAGAAGCAUGCAGAGUUGCCGCAACUGAAAAAGCACACUUCAAAAAGAGAAAACCCAGUUAUCCCUGUGGGUACAUCGUCCGAACAGCAGCAGGCAUUUCCAACGUUUGAAAGGUUUGCAGCACCCAGUUCUGAGGUUUACACCAAGACCACAGAUGGAUUAUCACAUCCUAAUCAGCAAACCUCAGAUCCGCUGCCAGCUGUUGGUGUUGUACCCAGUAGGACGUCGACGCAAGCAUCUUCUGCAACUAGGCCUCAAUUUGAGGCACUUAUUGACAAGUACGGUAUAGAGGAAGUCACUAGGGUCAUUAAAAGCAAUGUGUCCGGCUCCAACCUUGAAAUCGGACUCGGUCUUGGCUUAAAAGCGGACCAAAUAAAUCAACUGACCAAUCCUCACGCCAUUGGAAGCGCUAAGCUUCAAGCCAUCAUCUCUGAAGUAGAAAAAUCUGACGGCAAGAGACAGACGCUCAUCAGAGUUCUCUUGGUGUGCGGAGACUUGAAACUCUUGGGUGGUAUUCUGGAUGACUUCCCUGAUAGGCUAGUGAUAUGAUUCACUCGACAUAAUGGUGUAGUUCGAUGGCAAUGUUAUGUGAUUUGUACUGUAGCUUGAUAUUGUGCUGUGUCAGUAACGUUUAGCUAACUUGCUUUUAAAUUUCAAGUUUGUAUUCAUGCAUCUUUUUUGCUAUAGGUGCAAAGAAUUUUGCAAAAUUGAUUUAUAAUUUAAUUAAUUAACCGGUGA
Messenger RNA from Corticium candelabrum, 2568 nucleotides. Its product is annotated as insulin-like receptor. Lineage: Eukaryota; Metazoa; Porifera; Homoscleromorpha; Homosclerophorida; Plakinidae. Gene Ontology annotation, biological process: protein phosphorylation; signal transduction. The record is from RefSeq and is a predicted model, not a curated record. Gene Ontology annotation, cellular component: cytoplasm. The transcript has 12 exons. Gene Ontology annotation, molecular function: ATP binding; protein kinase activity. The coding region runs from base 25 to 2379 and encodes 784 amino acids.